AUGAUUAUUGGCAUUCUGCUGGGGAAUUUUGUUGACGAUGUCGGGCCUGCGCUGAAGAGGGGGGAGUUUGUGGGUGUUUCGAUUCCGAUUGCAAUCGGUCUGCUUGUAAUGAUGUAUCCCAUUCUUUGCAAGGUGCAAUUUGAGACGCUGCACCUCGCGCUCAAAUCAAGGGAAUUGUGGAUCCAGGUUGGGUUCAGCAUUCUGCUGAAUUGGAUCAUUGCGCCGUUUCUCAUGCUUGGCCUCGCGUGGGCCUUCCUCCCCGACGAAGAAGGGCUCCGUGAAGGACUUAUUCUUGUCGGCUUGGCGAGAUGCAUAGCAAUGGUGCUCAUCUGGAACGGCCUGGCCGGCGGGGACAGCCAGUACUGCGCCAUCCUCGUCGCCCUCAACUCCGUCCUCCAAAUGGUGCUGUAUGCACCGCUCGCCGUGUUGUUCAUCAAAGUCAUCAGCCACUCCUCCAGCACCAUCUCCGUCUCCUACCCCAUCGUCGCCACGAGCGUCGCAGUCUUCCUCGGGAUCCCGCUCGGCGCCGCGAUCAUCACCAGAUUAACGAUCCGAACCUUCAUCAGCGCUUCGUGGUACGACAAGACAUUCAUCAAGUGGGUGUCGCCGUGGUCGCUGAUCGGACUGCUGUACACCAUCAUCGUCCUCUUCGCUUCUCAGGGCCACAAGGUCGUGCACCAGGUCGUCUCCGUCGUCCGCGUCGCGGCGCCUCUGAUUGUCUACUUUAUGGUCAUCUUCUUCCUCACGCUCCUCAUCACCCAUCGACUCGGAUUUGGGUACAAGCUGGCGACCACGCAGAGUUUCACAGGAGCGAGUAACAACUUCGAGCUCGCGAUUGCUGUGGCAGUUGCGACGUAUGGUGCAAAUAGCAACCAGGCCCUUGCGGCGACUGUCGGGCCGUUGAUAGAGGUUCCGGUGCUAUUAGGGCUGGUGUAUGUCGUGCGGUGGAUCGGCCGCAGAUAUCACUGGAAGCCGUGA
This is a messenger RNA of Neohortaea acidophila, 978 nucleotides long. RefSeq names its product sodium bile acid symporter family-domain-containing protein. Gene Ontology annotation, cellular component: plasma membrane. Gene Ontology annotation, biological process: arsenite transport; antimonite transmembrane transport. Gene Ontology annotation, molecular function: arsenite transmembrane transporter activity; antiporter activity; antimonite transmembrane transporter activity. The record is from RefSeq and is a predicted model, not a curated record. The transcript is spliced from 4 exons. NCBI's taxonomy places the organism in Eukaryota, Fungi, Ascomycota, Dothideomycetes, Mycosphaerellales, Teratosphaeriaceae. The coding region runs from base 1 to 978 and encodes 325 amino acids.